AUAGAUAAAUUUUAAUUUAUUUUUUAAUGUUUUGAAUGUUUAUAUGCUUCACUUUUAUUGGGUAUCAUAAUUGUAACGCGAUUGUGUUUAUUGAUAAUAAUUUAAGAAAAAGGAUAAAUUUUGCGUUAAAAUUUCACGUGAUUACAAUUUAUAUUAUAACGUAACUGAUAUAGAUAAUUUGUCAUUAUCAAGUGUUAUCAAAUAAUAUUGGAACAGGCGCAGUUGCGUUUACGAAGAACGUCUUAAUUUCUCUUUGCGAGAAAAAAGUAAGGUUAUGGUUAUGUCACUGACUGUCAAAGUGCAAUAAUUCGUGACCGGUUCGGUGUUUAUUUACAAAAUAAUUACCAAAAAAAAUUUGAAAAAUGUCGUUGUGGAAACUAAACAAGUGUAUUUUAGAUAAAUCCAUGACCGUCGUAUCAUCUAAGGUUCCUCAAACGGGCUCUACAUUUCCAUUGCGAAGGAAUCAAACCGAAGUACAAAAACCUCCUAUUGGGCAGUCGUAUAAUAAAGAUUCAACUAUUGAUGCCGCCGACGUGAAAUUCUUUUCCCAUAAAAUGAAAGACUGGUGGAAUCCAAAUGGGGAUUUAAGUUUGCUACACAGCAUGAAUUUAAUAAGGGUGCCUUUUGUCAGAGAUGGCCUAGUAACUGCUACAAAGAAAGAUUUACAUCCUCUGAGGGAUAAAAAGGUUCUGGAUGUGGGCUGCGGAGGAGGCAUUCUGUCUGAGGGGCUGGCAAGACUUGGAGCUACGGUCACGGGUAUUGAUGCUAGCAAAGAUCUAAUUGACAUAGCCGAGAAUCAUAAACAUGUUGAUCCUAAAAUAGCGGCAAACAAACCGACAUAUAUUCACUCUACUAUUGAGGAGCAUGCUAAAUCAGCAUCCAAUCUCUAUGAUGGAGUAGUGGCUUCGGAAGUGAUAGAACAUGUAAACAACCAGGAACUAUUUGUCAAGUCUUGUGUACAUGCCUUGAAACCAGGGGGCAGAAUAUUCUUUACGACCCCUAACAGAACGAGAUGGUCACAAAUGUUUAUUAUAUAUUUUGCUGAGAAUGUACUUAAAAGCAUACCUAAAGGGGCCCAUCAGUAUGAGAAGUUUAUUACGCCUAAUGAACUAAGUUUUCUGUUAGAAAGAAAUAAUUGCCACGUAGAACUGACUUACGGCGUAACAUACAACCCAGUUACUGGCCAUUGGGACUUCUCGCAAUUUCAACAUCUGAUGUACGCCAUCCAAGCAAUAAAAUUAAGUUAAUUUUCAAAGAUAGACGUUUAUCUUAAGAAAAAUAUCGGUGUCAGAAUUUUAAGUUUAUUUGAUUUUUAACAUAAACAUGAAAAAUGGUAUAAAUUGUUACAAAAUGUACGAUUUUUAAUAGAACUGUUAAUUUAUUGCA
Messenger RNA from Spodoptera litura, 1386 nucleotides. RefSeq names its product ubiquinone biosynthesis protein COQ3, mitochondrial. The record is from RefSeq and is a predicted model, not a curated record. NCBI's taxonomy places the organism in Eukaryota, Metazoa, Arthropoda, Insecta, Lepidoptera, Noctuidae. Gene Ontology annotation, cellular component: mitochondrion. Gene Ontology annotation, molecular function: 3-demethylubiquinol 3-O-methyltransferase activity; polyprenyldihydroxybenzoate methyltransferase activity. Gene Ontology annotation, biological process: ubiquinone biosynthetic process.